Racocetra fulgida is the source of this 1140-nucleotide messenger RNA. Lineage: Eukaryota; Fungi; Glomeromycota; Glomeromycetes; Diversisporales; Gigasporaceae. The record is from the annotation of a GenBank genome assembly.
AUGGAUGUCUUAAUUCCUAAUAAUUAUGUCAAAAUUACUGGCGGUAAAGAUUUAGAAAUUACUACAGGUAUUCCUUGUAGGAUAACAAAUGAAGGACGUUAUUUAGAUACCAAAGGAGAAAAUCACGGUUCAUAUGUUACUUUAUUUAUUGUAGAAUCAACAAAUUUUGGAGAAUAUAGAAUUUUUAAUAAUGGAUAUUAUUUAGAUACUUUUGGAGGAAAAAAUGAAUCAGAAUGUUGUAUGAGUUAUGAGAAUCAUCGCAAUAGUCAUACUUAUUAUUCAAGGCAACUGUGGUCUUUUUUAAAUCAAAAUGAAACUGAAUCUAAACAAGUACAAAUAAAAAGCCUUUCAAAUAAAUGUUAUUUAGAUAGUUGGGGUGGGAAUGGUAAAUAUUCAAAUGUUCGUUUAUGCUCUUACUGUAACAAACCAAGUGAAAAAAAUUAUCCACGUCAAUUAUGGGAAAUUGAAAUUGCAGAUUAUAAACUCAAAGCUGAAAUUGAAGACUUUAAAUAUGACAAAAAGAUUAAUAAUUUAAAAUCAUAUGCAACUAAAGUUUCUUCUACUAUUUUUACAUCAAGAAAUCAAUCGCAUAGUGGUCCUUGUAAGGUAGAAAUUAAUCUAUCUGAGAAGGCGCAUAAUAUCACAUCUUGGUCUUUUAAUAAAAGCAAGGAGAUAACUUUUUUAGAUGAACUUGAUGUCGAUAUAAAGGCAGAAUAUGCAGGAGUUAAAGGAAAUUUACCUGAAAUUAUAAAGUGGGAUAAUAAAAUCACAUCUUCAGAAACUAUUAAAAAAAUCCAAUUAGACGAAACUAAUGUUUCUGGGAAAUAUUCAAUGGAAAUUCAAAAUAAAGAAGAGGUUGAGGUUAAAAUAAUUUGGCACAAGAUUAAUUUAGAUGUUCAAUUUACUGCAACGGCAAAAAUUAAGGGAUUUUCUGAUCGUUUAAGGAAAAAUGGAUCUGUAGCAAAAAUGGAACAAACAGAUGCUAAUGCUACAUUAUGCUUCUUAAAAAAUUCUGGUUUCGAAGGAACAAUUAUUGGCACAGAAGGAAAAAAUGUUUUAGUUGAAAUUACUGGAAAUGUUAAUAUUCAAGGUGCGGUAAAAUAUGAAAUAGAAAAGUCCAAUGUCCUCCUUUCCAUUUAA